Molecule: messenger RNA, 2122 nt
Organism: Dioscorea cayenensis subsp. rotundata (Guinea yam)
Lineage: Eukaryota; Viridiplantae; Streptophyta; Magnoliopsida; Dioscoreales; Dioscoreaceae
Product: probable aspartic proteinase GIP2
Exons: 2
Coding region: 31-1131 (366 amino acids)
Biological process (GO): proteolysis
Molecular function (GO): aspartic-type endopeptidase activity
Source: RefSeq, a predicted model, not a curated record
AAGCUCCUCGUCGAUAUCGGAAGCGGUUUCAUGUGGGUAAACUGUGACGAUCACUACAUCUCAUCAUCUUACCGUCCAGCGCAGUGCAACUCAAUAGAGUGUUCCGUCGCCGAGUCCCUUACCUGCAACACCUGCAAUGACGCUCCCGGUCCCAACUGCAAUAACAACACUUGUGGUCUCUUCCCGGAGAACUCCAUCAUCAACCUCAGCACCACUGGCGAUGUCAUCGAUGAUGUCGCUCUCUUUAGGUCAAUUGACGGGAACUUUGCCAAAGUUCCUCACUUUCUUUUCUCCUGUGGGUCAAAUAACUUGCUAGAAGGUUUGGCCAGUGGUGUUCAAGGUGUUGCUGGCUUUGGCAGUACCCAGAUGGCCGUCCCAGUUCAGUUGUCAUCAGUUUUCAACAUUCAUCCACAGUUCGCACUGUGUCUUUCUUCAACUCGAUCCUCAAAUGGUUUCAUCUUUGUUGGUAAUGGAGGCAAUUACAAGCUAGCCCCUGGUAUUGAUGUUUCUAGCUCUCUCAUGAAAACACUACUUAUUCCUAACCCAGUGAGCACUCGAGUCUCCUUCAAAGGUGAAAGUUCGUCUGAGUAUUUCAUUGGCGUUAGCUCAGUAAAGAUAGACGGCAAAGCAGUGAAGAUAAACACAAAACUGCUGGAAAUAGAUCAUGAAGGAGUUGGGGGAACAAAGCUAAGCACGGUGACACCAUUCACUAGCAUGGAGACAAGCAUUUACAAGGCAGUCACCAGGGCAUUCAUCAAGGCAGCUGAAGCUAAGAAGAUGAAGAGUGUGGCACCAGUGAAACCAUUCAAGACUUGUUUUAGCUCUGAGAGUAUAAAGAGCACCAGGAUUGGGCCUGACGUGCCAAUUAUUGACCUGGUUUUGGGCAGUGAGGAUGUUUAUUGGAGGGUGUUCGGAGCUAACUCAAUGGUGGAGGUGAAGGAGAAAGGAGUGGUUUGCUUGGGUUUGGUUGAUGGAGGAUUGAACCCUCGUACUUCGAUUGUGAUUGGUGGGCAUCAACUGGAGAAUAACUUCUUGGAGUUUGAUUUGGCUACUUCGGUUCUUCGGUUUAGCUCUUCUCUGCUGUUUCGACAAACCACUUGUGCAAACUUUUAUUUUGGUUCCAAGCCUUAGAUUUGGAAGUAUGCUGCGUGAUGAUGUUGUUCACGGGUGAUCAUUGCUUGUGUCAUUAUGUCAGCGGUUUAUUUUAAAUUUUAAAUAAGGGUUCCUUGAAAGAUUUGCAUUGUGUUGGUUGGGUUUACUUGUGUGAUGUUUGACCAUGUUUUGACUCAAGUCUCCUCAGUUUAAGGCUGUCUUAGACUAAUUAAUUUGCUUUAAGUCUUAAGUAGAAUCUUUCUGAGUUAAUCAUUGACUGCAUUUUGGCAUGCCUUCGUAAAAUUCCGGAUCAUGUCGGCCUGGUGGAACUUCAUUUGAGCUGCAAUAAUUGAAGGCCAAAUUCCUCUAUAAAGCUCUCUUCUUCUCCUUCAAAACAACUCAACCUUUGGAGUUUUUGGUGUCAAAAGAAAGCCGAAAUUCAGUUUUUCUCUUGAAGCUCUUUUUGACGGAAGAAGGAAACUCUUCACCGGCAUCUCACCGACAAGCUUAGAGGGUUGCUGAAGCCCGUACAUGAAUUAUCUCUAUGUAUUAUUAUUGGUUUGUAUUUUUGUAUUUUUUUUUUGUUUUAUUCUUGUCUGUUGGUGAUAUUUCUGACUAGAUCCGAGAUCCGAGGCCUUGCAUUGAGUGUAGCCCAGUCAUGUUGGAUGCUGUUAGUCUGUCAAUGGGCCUAACUUUGGGGUUGGUGCUUGAAGAAGUAUUCAAUUCAAUAAAUGUGCAGAUCUCCUUUGAUAGACAUUACUUUAAUGAUGAAUGAUAUUUAAUUUCAACCCAUGCGGAUCUUAAUGUUCUCUCAUUUUCAGCGAUUCAAAAGGGAUUUUCAUUUAUACUAGUGAAACCUUUUUUAUUCAAGAUGAGUUACAAGGCUAAACAUUCCAUAUAGCUUUAGCGAAUAACCUUCCUCUAGAAUUCUCUUAUGUUAUCCACGUAAUUUCUAUUAUAUUUUUUCACUAUUUAUUUUUUUUUAAUUACUUUUUUUGGCAUCACUAUUGUGGCCAAAUAAGUGUUAUGA